This is a messenger RNA of Diversispora eburnea, 423 nucleotides long. The record is from the annotation of a GenBank genome assembly. NCBI's taxonomy places the organism in Eukaryota, Fungi, Glomeromycota, Glomeromycetes, Diversisporales, Diversisporaceae.
AUGACUGCUCAUAUUCAGCCCAUGGAUGCCACUUGGGAAGAUAUUAGUGACAUCACUAUAAAGAAUUGCCAGAGAACAACUAGAAUUAUGUUCAAAAUAGAUGAACCAGAAAUAAGUGAACAAGAAGAAAGUGAGUCAGAAAAUAAGAUUGUUGAUACUGCGAUGCUAAUUAAUAAUCUUUCAGUUGAGACUAAUCCAGAGGCUCAACAAUUAAUACAUAAUAUUGAAGAACAUAUAAAUAUGAUCGAUCAACUAGCUACAACGGAGGAUGUAUUAACAGACAAUGUUAUCAUCAAAAUGGGAUCACCACUACCUCCAAUAACUGUUAUAGAGACUGUUGAUGCAUUAGAAAAAGUCAUAAGUUAUCAAGGAAAUCUUGAAGUUGGAAAAGGAUUUGAUGAGAAUGAAUUAAAAAUGUUAUGA